Molecule: messenger RNA, 699 nt
Organism: Rhodamnia argentea
Lineage: Eukaryota; Viridiplantae; Streptophyta; Magnoliopsida; Myrtales; Myrtaceae
Product: superoxide dismutase [Cu-Zn]
Exons: 9
Coding region: 67-525 (152 amino acids)
Biological process (GO): removal of superoxide radicals
Molecular function (GO): superoxide dismutase activity; copper ion binding
Source: RefSeq, a predicted model, not a curated record
UGCUGCGUACGCUGCGCCUCUCUCUCUCUCUCCCCGAAGGGGUGCUCUGAGAUCACAAAGGAUAAAAUGGUGAAGGCUGUUGCUGUUCUCGGAAGUAGCGAGGGUGUCAGUGGCACUAUCUACUUCACCCAAGAAGGAGAUGCCCCGACCACGGUGACUGGAAGUCUUUCUGGCCUCAAGCCUGGGCUUCAUGGUUUCCAUGUUCAUGCUCUUGGGGACACGACCAAUGGUUGCAUGUCAACUGGACCACAUUUUAAUCCUGCUGGUAAGGAGCAUGGUGCCCCUGAAGAUGAGAAUCGUCAUGCUGGUGAUUUGGGAAAUGUGACUGUUGGUGAUGAUGGUGCUGCUACUUUCACCAUUAUCGACAAGCAGAUUCCUCUCGCUGGACCUAAUUCAAUUGUUGGAAGGGCUGUGGUUGUCCAUACAGAUCCUGAUGAUCUUGGCAAGGGGGGGCACGAGCUUAGCAAAACAACUGGAAAUGCUGGCGGCAGAGUUGCUUGCGGUAUCAUUGGUCUUCAGGGAUGAGCUGCCUCAAUCGACCACAUAAGUAAGACCUAAUGUAUGCUACAAAUGAGGAGCCUGUUGGGGCUCGGAAUCUCUCGAGUAAAAGCAUAUUUUCAGUGUGUUUUGGUUAAAACUCUUUUAGUUGAUGUGCUUUUUGGUAUUGUCUGUCAUCUCCCGCACUGAGAACGCAUAGAG